CAGCCUUUCAGUGCGUGAGUGGCGGUGAGACGGGAAGGGUGUUGCUCUAGUCACCUCCGCCCCGUGCUGAGUGAGGCUGUCUGCUGGCACGGAUAAACCACACUACCAAAUAUCUUUUACCAAGCCACAGCCACGCUCCGCUAAUGAACCAAGCACCAAAGCACGUGUAAACCUACUCCUCUACCACACCGCCUAGAAAAUAUACACUCAGUAAGGUGUAUCAGAGUGUACACGUGUAAUUAUACCCACACCAAGAAGUGGAAGUAGUACACCUCCACUUUGCAUUAGUUAGUGGUGGAAAUAGCAGUGGUGGAGGUGGUGGAGGCGUGACAGGUGGAAGGAAAGUGGUGGAGGAUACCUGGAUAAUGUGGUUCAGGUGUGUGGCUGUGGUGGUGGUGGCGGCGGUGUGGUGUAGAGGAGUGGUGGGUGCGGAGGAGGGAGUGGUGGAAGAUGACCCAAUAGGCUGUGGCCCUGCGGUGGCGUUACUGAUGGAGAAGAGAGUGGUUGGGGAGAGUCACCUGUCAAGACUACCCGGUGGAGAUGGCGGCAAUAGCACAGGGUCUGAGGUGUGUGGGGGCGGCGCCUGCUGCGUGCCUGAGGUGACGAAUGCCCUGCUGGCGGCGGGCAAGCGCUCCCUAAGAAAGGUGGUGAGCUCCACGGCCGACAAACUGCUGAAGGAACUCACGACACAGCGGCACCGUUUCAGCAGCGCGGUAGAGGAAGCCCUUACCGGCAGUGAGAAUCGCACCGAGAAGGUGCUGAAGACUAGAUAUCCAAGGGUGGCGGAGGAGGCGCGGCCUCUGCUGCAGCAGCUGUACGCGGGCCUGAGGGCGGGGCUGACGGAGGCGGAUGAACGAGUAGUGAAGCAGAGCCUCGCGACUUUCUGGGAUGACCUGUUCCCCCCCGUGUACCACAGCGUGCUGCACUCCCUGCCGCUGCCUUUCACCGAGCGGUACAGCCAGUGCCUGAAGGAAGCGCGGCGCGUGGUGCGGCCCUGGGGCCCCAUCCCCACCCUAGUGGGCGAGCCGCUGCUGCGUGGCAUAAACUCAGCCAGGCUGCUGCUGCACGCCCUGGACACUGGCUCCCAUGUGCUGCUGUCAGCCCGCAACCUGUCCGUGAGCCCCGAGUGCAGCGAGGCGGUGGCACGCAUGGAGCUGUGCGGCGCGUGUCACGGGGCAGUGGUGCCUCCUUGCUCUGGCAUGUGCCUCAACGUGGCGCGCGGCUGCCUCGCGGCGCUGGCUGAGGUGCAGGACGGGUGGCAUGACCUGAGCGGCAGCGUGAUGCGCGUGAAGGAGUCCCUGCACGUGGUGCGGAUCGCCCACCUGCUGCACCAGCUGCCGGACAAGGUGUCGGAGGCCAUCAUGCUGGCCAUGGAGCACGGGCCGCGCCUGCUGAAGAAGGUGCGAAAGAACUGCAGCAGCCCAAUGUACGUGGAACAAGAAGAAGGAGAGGGACAACCCCAACACGCAGCUCUUCCUGCAGAGGAGGACGCGGAGAGACAGGAGCAGGACGAAAACUUGAAGGAGGAGCUGGAGCGGGAGGAGCGUGCCAGCAGGCGUAUACUGGAGAGCGUGGCGGGGGCUGCGGGCGCGGUGGAUGCAGCACGGUUCUGGUGGACGACAUUGCCAGAGACCCACUGUAGGAAUUUACACGCCCACGACAAGAAUUGCUGGAAUGGCGUUCGCGUGGCUCCGUACACUAAGACCGCUGCAGGUGUUGGAAUCCACGCCCAGAAGUACAAUCCUGAGGUCCGGCUUGAAGGACCCGACACCUCUGUUUACUCACUCAUCGAGAAGCUAAGAGCCGUCCGCAGGCUGGUGGUGACAUCACUCACGUGGCUGCUCAAGUCAGACCUCCCCGCCCGCACCCACCAUGGACAGAUGGAUGGCUCAGGGUCAGGCGUGGACGUGCCUGGGAUGGAGAUGUCAGCUGAAUCCCACAACAGAGGCGGCAGUCCCAGUGACGAUGAUGAGUAUGAAUAUUAUCACAAUUACUAUGAUGACUCUUCUUCUCGGGCUACGGGUCUGGAGACCAGCUCCCCAAUGAGCCAUCUGUGCCAAAAGGAGUUCCUGUCCCAGCCCAUGAGACAACCGCCUCCUCAGGACAGCUAAGAGCCAGCUUACUGAUGGUUAUGCUGAUGGCUGUGGCCGGCGCCGCUCUCCAACGCUAGGACUGACACAACCAUCCCCCACCACCUACAUCUCCCUACCUAGCAGAGGCAGCAUGCAUCCUUCUCUCUCUCUCUCUCUCUCUCUCUCUCUCUCUCUCUCUCUCUCUCUCUCUCUCUCUCUCUCUCUCUCUCUCUCUCUCUCUCUCUCUCUCUCUCUCUCUCUCUCUCUCUCUCUCUCUCUCUCUCUCUCUCUCUCUCUCUCUCUCUCUCUCUCUCUCUCUCUCUCUCUCUCUCUCUCACACACACACACACACACACACACACACACACACACACACACACACACACACACACACACACACACACACUAACAAGUCCUUGCUAUUUAAUGUUAUCCCCUUUUUAUACAGUUUACAUGAGUUUCCCCAUAGUUUAUGACCAAGGAACACCCCCUCCUGGAACAUUCCAGUUCUUAUCACCACAGAAAAUACGUUCCCGGUGGACGUCUCUCUUUGGUCACAGUUUAAGAAAGUAUAACCAUAAAAUAAAAAAAAAAAAUAUAUGUAUAUAAAUAUAGACCCUAGAUGAAUAGUACUAAGUGACAGCACACACAGUCAUUUAUGGUGCACACAGACUCUCACACACACACACACACACACACACACACACACACACACACACACACACACACACACACACACACACACACACACAUAACACACGUAACACACUUCACAGCUUGCCACACCCACCCAGCAUCAACAUUAGCCACUCAACACACAAAUUAGCACUAUACCACCCCUGAGGACCCACCAAGCCCACCACCACAGGAAGUGUGUGUGUAGCAGUCACCUCCAUCACUCUCUUCACUGCAGUAUGUUGCCAUCACACACCCAGCAUCUACAUAGUCCCCAAGAUGACCCAGGGGUUGUGGGAUGGGAUGAUCACCCACCACUCCUUGAUGCUGAUGUAUCAAAGAAAUAUCAAGGUUCAGGGGACUCAUUAAGGCUGCCUUUCAGAGUGGUAUUUGUUCUUUGUCUGGUUUUGAUACUGAAAGAGUUAUGUACAAAUUUCAUUAUGUACUCUACUGAAUAUCUGACCUGUGAAAGUUGUUGUGGCUGCAGUAGUAUUUUACCAUUGUUUGCCAGGUAAAUGGUUUGGUUAUGCAAACUGGUUGUGCAAAGGCCUGGAGUAGAUAUGUUAUGACAUCAUGGCCUUCUAUAGUCAAAUGAAUGAAUGUAACCAAGAAACCAUUCUGCUGUUGUAUAAUUAUAUAUUUUGUUAAUUUAAAUUGAUGCAUAAGAUAAAAAGUGUAAUUUUCAUAGUGUAAUGACCUAUAUGCUUCUGAAAAAAGUUGGUCUACAGUAUUUCUCUAAUCAUCACUAUAUGUAUCUACAUAACACUUGCAAACAUAAGUAUUUUCAAUGGAAGCUUGAUUAAGACUUACAUCUCUCCCAGAAACGUUGAUCUGUAGGGUACUUUGGUUUCACUUUUUAUCUUGAGAGCAUUCUGCAUCUCACAUAGGUAUAUUAGGGCUCCUAUGAUCACCUUGUAAAUAAAUUGAUAUGUUACAUAUAUAAAUGGUGCCAUGAUUUUUUUUUUCUUUUAUUUUAUUUUUUUAUUUUUUUAUUUUUUUGAGAAAACAUAGUUGUAAAUUGUACUACAUGCAUUUUUUUUUUCUUUUCUUUUUUAUAACACUAACCAGUAUGUACAGUACAUGUAUACAGUAAGAAUACAGGGGAAUGUUUGAAGAUACUAGGCAUGUUAAGAAUGUACAUUAUUUGCAUUAGAUCUGUUCAUCUUGUGGUAAUGACCAUGAUCUGUCUUAUAUUCCUUGAUCUUUGGGAUUUUUCAAAGUUAAAGAAUGAUUCUGGAUGUGAGGCCAGUGAAUAAUAUACAGCUCUGGUAUUUGCAGUCUGAUGAUAUGAGUAAAUCAAAUUAAUUUGUUUUAAAUGUAAUUAUGAUGAUGGUCUGUAGCAUUUUUGUCAUGACAAGUGCUGUGGCUGUUGUUGAGGUGUUUAAAUUUCUCUUUUAAUGUAUAUAUAAUGAAAGGGGCAUUUUAUUAUCUGAAAUAUUUACUUUCAUAUGAAAUUAUGUAUGUAUUUUUUUAAUUAGAUAUUUCAUUCUGAGCGAAUUGAAAGAUUUAUGAACUCUUCAAAGAGAUUAUAUGACUAAUAUACAAUUAUUAAGAUGUAAAAUGUCAUAUAAUCAAGUCAGAAAGCAUUACAACUAAGAUGUGAUAGACUUGGUGGGCUUCAGUCUAGUUCAUAUAGGAAACUCCAUAGAAGAAGAGGCAGGGGGUGUGGCUGUCCUCUAUUUAACAACAAAAUGAUGGAGAAUGGAUGGAGUCUGUAUUCAUUACAUAUGUAUAUAAACAAUAGACCUGAGCAGCCACCCCCCACACAUCUACAGAAUGUGCGUGUAUGUGUGUGUGUGUGGGGGUGUCCGCUGCCCUUCAGGAGCAAUGUCACUAUCUCCCAGCAAUAUAUUAAGUGCAUAAGGUUCACCUCAUCUCUUGAAAUGCCUCUGUGUUGGUCCAUUGAGCUACACCACCUGUAGCUGCUGCCCAGUCAGCACCCAUGUUGACACUACCCAGCUAGUCUGUGUUCAUUGGCUAAUUUAGCCACUAUAGGAGAGUCCUGGACCAAGAGGACAGCAGUUGCCCAGGGCUGUAUAAAUGCCAGUCUUGUGUGCAGCAGCUUGCUGAGGGCAAGUGGGCAUGCACUGACUUGUCAGUUUCUAAGGAGGUGUGCUCUGUUUGAGAGAAUUGUACAUAAGAUUUAUUUUUUAGUCCCCUCAUGUUGAUAGUUGAAGCUAGCGUUCAUUCAUUGUCUGGGGUGUCUGCAGCAGCAGUGGCAGAGCUUUGCACCUGAAAACAUUGUUUUAUUUUUUUUUUUUUUUGUUUUAUGAUUAUUAUUGUUGUUGUUAUUAUUAUUAUUAUUAUUAUUAUUAUUAUUAUUAUUAUUAUUAUUAUUAUUAUUAUUAUUGUACUUUUUUUUUUUCAUACUUUUGCAUUUGUCAGACAGCCAUUCUUCAGUACAGGUCAUAGUGAAAGAGUGAAAAGUCCUGUACACUUUAAGCUGUGAAGUUAGUUUUCUUUUAACCUGUCACUGGCUCUGUGUAGCUUACUGCCUGCUGUAAUGUAUUUUUUCGGUAUAGGGAUUCUGCAACUUGACUGCUAUUUUUCAGAUUAUGAAAAAUUCAUACAUAGAUAAAAGAAGAGUGUUACUUGCUCACAUUAUAUUUUC
This is a messenger RNA of Scylla paramamosain (green mud crab), 5358 nucleotides long. RefSeq names its product glypican-5-like (gene dally). The transcript has 9 exons. Gene Ontology annotation, cellular component: cell surface; plasma membrane; extracellular region. The record is from RefSeq and is a predicted model, not a curated record. Gene Ontology annotation, biological process: regulation of protein localization to membrane; cell migration; positive regulation of canonical Wnt signaling pathway. NCBI's taxonomy places the organism in Eukaryota, Metazoa, Arthropoda, Malacostraca, Decapoda, Portunidae. Bases 366 to 2111 code for a protein of 581 amino acids.